AUGGAAGGAGUGAUUUUCAAGCUGAUAAAAUUGUUACUUUUAGUGUUAUAUCUUCACAAUGGUAACAUAUCAAUACACGCAGCGAGGCAUCAGAACCUCAUAUACUACUCACUGCCUGAAAAGAGACCACUGAAGAAGGCCCUAGGGUUCAUUGAAGACACAUACCUGAACUUCACAGAACUCACAAAUAAAUAUGGAUAUCCUACAGAGCAACACGACGUGAUCACUGAUGAUGGAUACAUUUUAGCAGUGUUCAGGAUAUUGCCGAAGUGCGAUGGGCAGAAGCGAGGGUUUCCAAUAAUACUGAUGCAUGGGAUUUAUGAUUCAUCAGACGAAUGGAUACUUACAGGUCCUGAAACAGGACUCGGUUACAUACUUGCCAAUAACUGCUACGACGUGUGGGCCGCUAACCACAGAGGAAAUGUAUACUCCAGACGUCACGUCACUCUCAACCCCAAUAAGGACGCAGAUUUCUGGGACUACACCUUCGAUGAACACGGCUACUACGAUGUGCCUGCUAUCGUCGAUUAUGUGUUACGUAUCACACAGCAACCCAAAGUGAAUUACAUUGGUCAUUCUCAAGGUACUACAGAUUUCUUCGUAAUGGGAUCUCUGAGGCCAGAAUAUAACAAUAAAAUCCAGAUGUCGUUUCAUUUAUCACCUGUUGCGUGGAUGAAAAAUAUUGCAAGCCCUUUGCCAAGACUCGUUGCCCCAGCAAGUAAGUCUAUUAGAAGAUUGCUGGAUGAUUUAGGAUUUAGAGAAUUGUUCGCGAAGCACCAGUUUAUUCAUUCGUUACUAGAAUUCUUGUGUCAAUUCGCUCCUGAUGAUAUAUGUGGCGAAGCAUACACAGCAGCUACUGGAUACAAGAGAGGAAACAUAUCUUCACGAAACCUGGCCGUGUCGUUCGGGCAUCUAUUUGCUGGUAUUUCAAGCAAAGACCUCGACCAUUUUGGGCAGUUGGUAGCGACAGGGAGAUUUCAACGUUAUGAUUAUGGAAUGAAGGAAAACAUCAAGAGAUAUGGUUCGCCGAUACCUCCAGAAUAUGAUGUAUCCAAAAUCACUUCGGCUGUAGUUCUUAUUAGUGCUCAAAACGAUGGAGUGUCUAGUUUAAAAGACGUAGAAAUAUUAGCUUCAAAGCUACCGAAUUUGAUAGAAAAUUACUUAGUUCCAGACCCCAGCUGGAGUCACAACGACCAAGUAUUCGGCAAGAAAGCUCCAAAAAUAGUGUUCGCGAAAAUAGUAGAACUACUUAACAAAUACAACUCCUAA
Pectinophora gossypiella (pink bollworm) is the source of this 1269-nucleotide messenger RNA. RefSeq names its product lipase 3-like. Gene Ontology annotation, molecular function: hydrolase activity, acting on ester bonds. NCBI's taxonomy places the organism in Eukaryota, Metazoa, Arthropoda, Insecta, Lepidoptera, Gelechiidae. The transcript has a single exon. Bases 1 to 1269 code for a protein of 422 amino acids. Gene Ontology annotation, biological process: lipid metabolic process. The record is from RefSeq and is a predicted model, not a curated record.